AUGAUACAUCGUAAUAGUAAAAAUAGUGAAUGCUAUUCUUCUAAUAAUAAUAUUCAUUUACAUUCUAUAGUAAGUCGAUUAGAAGUUAAUGAAACACAUAAUCAUAUUGGUGGUGGUGAUGGUGAACAUGAUGAAAACAGUUAUUCGAGCAAAAAUCAAUUAUUAUUGAAAAAACAUUCUAAUUAUGAUAAUAAUGAUUGUGAAAGUGAAAAGAAAAUCAAUCAUAAUCAGUUAGGACAUUAUAACAUGACGAAUAAUAGUGAUCAUAAUUCAUAUGAAAAACAAAAUAUAAUUGAAUUAAAACAAAUACCCAUUACUAUCAACACAAUGAAUAAGAAUGAUUCAAUGACAACAACAAUUAUACAACGAAAAAAAUAUGGUUUAAGUAAACAAAAACAAAUGGAUUUUCUUAAAAAUUUUAAGAAAAAAGAUGAUUUAUUAGAAAUGAAUAAAAAUAAUUUUGGACAACAAAAUAUCACAAAAGAUUUUCUAUUACGUACUAUUCCUUAUAAACAUGUUAUAUUUAUAAAUUUAGCAUCAACAAAAUUACAACUAUUCAAUGAUAGUGAUAAGAAAAUGAUAUUUAAAUUAAAAACAACAGUAUCUGAAGUCAUAGCAUCACAACCCUGUCGAGGUAUUAUUGAACCUCAUUCUUAUGUUCAAUGUCAACUAACACCUAUCGAAAUAAAACAUCGUGUUCUACUUGUUAUUCAAUAUGCUAACUAUUCUUCAUCUAUUCUCGAUCUCAAAUCACAAAAUUAUAAUCAAAUUUGGAAUAUUCUUCCACAUCAAACUAUCCAUAUUAAAAAAUUACAAUGCAUAUUUGAAUUAUCCAAUUUAUUACAACAACAGCAACAAGGUGGUCAGUAUACCAUUGAAUAUAAUAAUAAAAGUGUACAUUCGUAUUCACCAGUCUUAUUAAAUUAUUAUCAAUUACCACGUACUAAUCAUUUGAAACAACGAAAUUCGUCUAACUUUUUACGAUGUACCGCACCAGUGAGAAAGAACGCAUCGCUUAGUCUAAAGCAAAAUUCUAUUCUCAAUCGACAAUCUUUGUCGAUAAUGUCAAUGAUGAGAAAAGUAAUGCCAACAUUUGUGACACUCGCAACAUUUGGAGCUGUCUCGGCACUUUUAUACUACAGAUUAAAACGACAAUAA
Molecule: messenger RNA, 1158 nt
Organism: Didymodactylos carnosus
Lineage: Eukaryota; Metazoa; Rotifera; Eurotatoria; Philodinida; Philodinidae
Source: the annotation of a GenBank genome assembly